AUGGCUGCAGCUGCUAGUGAUGAAGACAAGGCGAAUAGCGAUACCGAGGAAGAACGUUUGGUCGCGGACGUUCUAUCAAAGUUUUCAUCCGAAAAAGCUAGUGUUUUGCAAGCACUACAAAAUUGUCUUCAGACCGCAAUCAACAUUUUGAUAUCUGACGAAAUUGUUAGUGAGGAAGAUGUAGCAGAUGUUAUUAGCAUCUUACAAGAACUAGAUGAUCCCGAAAUAGCAUCAGAAGCUCUUUACGAUGUCGUCCUCGACAAGGCCAACAAAGACCCCAACAUGGUGAUGACAUUUGUAGAGUCGGUUGGCAAAGUGAACUCGACUAUUUGCAACCUUUUUCGCUCAUCUCCACGUUUAACCUGGCAACAGCUGAAACAAAAACGAGCGGUCAUUGUGAAAUCACUAGACGCGAGCGCUGUUAUUGAUGCAUGUGUUGAGAAGGGUAUCGUUACACGUCAACAGUACCAGGUUCUGAUCAAGGUCAAGCAGAUGGGAAAGCCUUCCGAGGUUGUCGCUGACAGAUUUCUCCGUGUAUUGGAAAAGUUGUCCGAGGAUGAGCACCAAGGCUCACAGUUGGCUGAAUUUGAAAAGAUUCUUAUGGACAAGCAACCAAACGUACUGAAGGCAUUGAUACAAGCCGAUCAAGAUCCUAGCACGAUUAAGACUAGCAUUGAGCCAAUUGGGUCUGGCAGUGACUUCGAGUCUCAGACAACAGCAAAUUGUGUUUCGGAGGAAUCUGCUGAAGUUUCAGCCGUAAACAGUACAGAAGAAGCGUCAUCUUCUGUUUGCAUUGACAAGACAAUAAUACCUUCAGAACGUAAUAGGCAACUUGAGCUCAGCAAUACAGUAGAAAGUGACAAUUAUUCUGAAAGGCCGCUUACGUCUGAAGGUGGGCGCCAUCACAUUUUGUCACCAGACCUACCAGGACGACCGCAAGUUCCACCAGUUACAGCUCCUUGGCCUUGGAAUCCACAUCACGUCUUAGGUUUUGGAGCACCUCAUACGUACGCCGUCCGUAGUCCGUUACCAACAGUCCCGGUCUGGUCACAUCAAGGUAACUUUUGGUAUAAUGAUCCUUAUCGGCCCUCUUUUGGAGUGUCAGCUGCGGGUACAACAAUUGGUUCACCGGCAGACUCUCGUGCAGUUGCUAUUGCUUCGUCGAGAAAACUACCUUCAACUCCAGAAUCAAUGCCACUUCACAAUGAGUCGUCAAUGGCAAACUCGACAUUUCAAUCAAUUUCUGGUUACGACUUAUACACUACGGAAAAUUCUCAGACACGUGACCUUUUUGGUAAUACAGAUGAUUCUGAUUUCACGAGUAUGAAGCAACAAUUUUACGAAAUGAUGAUUGAUGACGGCCCGUCCAAUUCUGAGAAAGAUGACAGUUUUUUUACAGUUGAGCUAGAAAAGCUUUCUCCGGACAAGGUAAUCGAUAUUUACCGCAAAUGUGACGGUAAGGGUUUCGCUGUCCAUCUCAAACCUUAUUUAGUGGACUUGUUGAAACGAAGGGAAAACUUUCGAUCAGUUCUGCAUACGUUUGUCUCCGCUCUGAACGAAGAAACAAAGCAAACGACAACGAAGGAAACUACUGCGCUUUCUCCUCUGCUUUUAGAGCUAACGCCCAAAGAUAUUUUUAUUGCUUUAUUAGAGGUAAUGCCGGAUACCGUUCAUAGUCGCCUCGUGUCUCUGUAUUCGAGUCUGUAUUGCGCUAUGCCGGUCACUUACGUUCUUCAACUUCCUAUUGGCUACCCCCGAACGGUCACAAACUUUCAAUCUCUUCAAGAUGUUCUCGCAGUCCCAAGUUAUCCGCUCGUCGUAUCAUGUGGUACAGCAAACGCUGUAAGGAAAGGAAAAUCAACAUUGAUGGGAAAGUUGGUAGGACAACUAGAAACUACGUCAUUGAGUUUUGAUUCGUUUGAUGUUUGCUCAGCCGAAGGUUUUGGCGGGUUAUCUCACUCCCCUUCUAUUGAUCUUUUGCUUGAGGUCAAACCUAACGUUCCUUGUGGUCUCAACUUUGCCGAUGUUCACGGGUUUACGAAUGAAAAAACGUUUUGUUAUGCUUUGUCCACACUGUGCUCGGUCGCAGCUCUAGUACUUGUUCACGUGACUGCUAAUGACUUUGGUCCUUGCGGUUCUCUUGGUGACAGUUUGCAGUCGUUUUUGCUACACAGUUGUAAUCUUCAGUUUACAAACGCAGAGGUUGUUAUUUUUGUUCGUGAUGUUCCCAGUACUGCAGAAAUGCCUUCUACCUUUCCACAGUCGACAUCAAUCAGUAAGUCGUUAAGAGAGAUCCUUCCCAAAAGAUUAGCAAGAGUUGUGCCCGUCCAAGACCUUGUAAAAGGUUGCACUGAGGGACAACGACAGAUGACUGUCAUACGUGUUAGAGAUCAAAUGGCACCGAUAUUUGGUAAACUCAAACAACGAUUACCUUGCUCGGAAAUUAUCCAAAAUCGUUUUGUGUCUUGCUACACCGGGCAAUCUCAAGCCUUAGUUCCUUACAGAAGACAGUCUGGCAAAAAUUUAGACGGAUUUUCUUCUUUAGGGAGAGAAACAUUUCAGGUUCUUGAAACGAUUAAUCUAAAGGAAAGUGAGCUUGCUAACCUUCUUUUUCCUCUAACAACAAUUUACGCCUCUAUAGCUAGAAAUCGUCAUCGAGAGAAAGAAUUGCAGGAAAUUGGAGUCAAAGAGAACAGAAGGGAGAUUCAGGUAGAAUUAGCAAAUUUAGAACAAGAGAUGAGAGAGUUGGAAGCUCGACGGCAAACGACUUCCUCGAUAUCUCGUCCGGUCGAGUUAUUCAUUAGUCUGGUUUCAGACCAAAAUCCCCAUCAAUUGGCAGAAUUUCAACAUUACUUGGAGUUGUGGAAAGCGCAACAUAUCGACCCUCUCUUUAAACAGAGACGAAAUCUAAUGGACCAACUAGAAUCAACUCGACACGCAGUUCUAACGCAACCUGAACAACAAAGUCAAAGCAGACAAGAUGAUAUCAAACGAAAGCUGGAGGAAGUCGCUCUUCGCAUUGAUCAGUUUGAUAUAUCGAUAGAUUCCUUCUGGAGUGAGUUGAUGGAACUUUGUGCUUUACUAGAAGAUGAUACGAUAAGGAACGAUCAUUUGAGCAAGCUCUCGUUAGAUCCCCAAAUUAUUAAGCAAGUUUACACGCAAUGUGUAUUGGAAGGUUAUCCUAUGCAAUUACUUCGAGGAAAUCCGUUACAGAUGACGGCAAGCAAGUUUAUACAAGAUAUAAUGAGACAACUAGGAGUUGCGUUGAAGAACAGAAGUAACUUACUUGUUGUAUCAGUUAUAGGCGCGCAGAGUUCUGCCAAAUCUACAUUGCUCAAUUACUUGUUUGGUUGUGGGUUUGCUACAAGGGCGGGAAGAUGCACGAAGGGUUUGUAUGCCUCAUUCGUACGCAUAUCGGACGGAAGAUAUCUUUUAGUUCUUGAUUCUGAAGGGCUUUUGUCUUUGGAAGGAGGUGGUCACGUGUUUGAUGGUCAAAUUACGGUGAUGGCUAUGGCUUGUUCGGAUGCCGUUAUAGUGAACCAUAAGGGAGAAAUUUCCUCGCAAAUGAAAGAAUUGUUAGAAGUUUGUUUGUAUGCAAUGGAUUAUUUGAAGGUGGCCGAUAUCCGAACGGAAAUGAUGUUCGUUUUGCGAGACCAGAGAGAUCGUAACACUAAAGUACAAAGGGAUUCGCUAACACUGAUGAGGAAGAUGCUGAGAGAAGCAAUGGGAAGUGGACAGAAAGAUCUUGAUGAUCUCGUGUCUUUGAGACAAGAUGCUAUAUUUCUUCUUCCGAGUGCAUUUUCUGAAGGCAAACGGGAAGGACGGACUGUAGAAUCACCGUCUGGUGUAUUUUCCGAAGAGGCGUUUGCUCUACGCAGAAAGAUACUGCAGUCCACGCUAGACGACCGCUCAACCUCAGAGCCGCCUGACGAUAGCGAUGCUCUUGUAGGCUGGUACAGACACGCUUGUAUAGUGUGGGAUACACUUACUAAUUACGGUUACACAUUGUUACAUUACAAAGCUCUUUAUGAAUUGCGUCUUCACAAAGAGAUAAACGAGAUCGUGACAUCUCUUGUCAAACAAGCUGAAAUCAAGUUUAAUGAGCAGGCGGGAGCUGUGGUGAAGAAACAUACAGAACGAUUGCGGGCGGCCAAAGACGAGACAGCUGUCACCAGGUAUGACUCAGAAUGUCAGUCUGAGCUAAAGUUUCUGAAAGGAACAGCACAAGAAGAAUUAGUUCGUCACUUCGAGGAACGCACUCAAGCCAAGAAGUACAACGAAGAUUUAAAGAAAGAAUUUCGUUGCAAAUUAGCAACUCCACUUUCCUCUUCUUAUGAAAUUCACAUCUACUCAUGGUUGAGACAGCUGCAGUUAGCUAACGACAGAGUCAACACAGAGGCUUUUGAUCGUAGCUUUUACGUAGAACUUGAUAAAGAGUUGAAGCGAACGAGAUAUCAAUCGUCAUUGUCCGAAUCCGACGCAGCAAAACUCUUUGAUGAGCGGUGGGUGCAAUAUGAAGCAAAGUACAGAAAACAUAUAAAACAGGCAAAGAGAAACAAUAGAGACAUUGAGGUGGAAGUUUUGACGACAUUUAGUGACGUUUUGACGAGACAUCGACAUAGCGAGUUACUUCAGGUCGUAGUUCCUAAUACCCGGUCAGCUCAAUUAUCAAAAUCUACAGACUUCGUUAACAGCAGCGACGAGAUAUGGUGUGACAAGUAUCUCAUAACAAAGUCUUCUAUGGCCAAGAACGUAUGGAACAGACUUUUUCCUUCGACGUCAUCAGACAAGGGUUCACUCUUAGUUGCAGUGAACAAAAUGAAGACGACAGUCGAACAUCUACAGGAUAGAUUCAUGAAGAAAAUUGAGUCACAAGACGGAAAAUGUGACACAGCUGUUGUCUCAGGUAUUGUUCUUCUGGCCAAUGAUGAAGUUCUAAAAAUGGAACCCGUAUUGGCGACUAUUGAUGAGAAACUAAGGUUACAGAGACCUCCAUUUAUUAACGAUCUUAUCGUUAAUUUGCAACAAGUAGCAUAUCAAGUAGUUUGCUCUGCUGAAGACAAACGCAUUUCAGAACAAGAAAGGGAACUCGGACGAAAGAGAGUAAAGAAGAGAGAAACCUUUCUUGCCACGGCAAGUGACGAUGCUGACGACCUAAAACGCGCUGCAGCGUUUGCCGGCGAGUAUAAUGAACAACUGUUGUUAUGGGUAAAGAGUAAAGUGCACGAAUUUGCGUCGGAAGUUCGUGACCAAGUUCUUCAGCAAAUGCAGGAUCCAGAGAAGGCAGCAGAACGAGCAUAUCAAAGCUCUUUUAAGAGAGGAAACUAUGAUGAGGUGUUGGAGUAUUGCAUUGAUGUGAACGCGUAUCUGAAGAAAUUAUUCACGCAAAUGUUUGAAAAUCGCAAACAGGUAGCAUUAGACUCCAGUGAGUACAAACUUAAAGAGAACAUUUCAGAAAUGUACAAAAUGUUGGAAAACACUGCAGAACGUUGGCAACAAAGCGCUCAAUCUGCAGGCCACUAUCUUCACGACUUUAAAGAUUAUCUUGAAAAACGCGCCAAAGACUUAUCUGAGACAUCUAGUGUUCGAAUUUUGCUAAUGGCUGCAUUGGUCAGGUUUCCACAAAUGGCGAACUUCCCUAUUGGACGAGUUGAGAAUUUCUGUGAACGUUUCAAGAGCAGUGUGCGUGAGCUGCUAACUAAAGUACAAACAGAUUUGCAUACAAUAGUAGCUGCCAGCAUGCGCGACGAGUGUCAACAAGUUUGGGAAAAAAUAAAAGGAUGUCGAGCAAAGUGCCCUCUUUGCGGUUCAAAAUGCUCACUCGUGAACGAUCACUACCAUCACUAUUGUGCUCAUCAUGUUUUUCCCGCUUUUCACGGAACGCGUUUGCGCCAUUGGAGACACCCGGUGUUUGUCAUGUGUCUCAGCACCGACGCUGCAAAAGGUUCGUGGGGUAGAGGUGACGAUGAACCGUUGCCAAGUCUGGCGAAGUUUCUUGAUCAUUACAAGGAUUGUCGACCAUGGAAGAAAUCACUUGUUUCUGAUCCAACUUUACGGAUAGAGCCAGCAGAACAGAUUCAAGCAUGGGCUGUUUGCAGGAAACCUCUUUUGAAAUAUUAUCGGUUGGUGGACAAAACUCCAGAAGAUUGGUUGAACUACGAAUCUAAGAGACCGUUAAAAGAAGACGAAUGUGAUAAGGCAAACGCUAGACUGGAGAAAUAUCGAGACAUUUAGAUGGCAUAGCUUUAGGCAGAGGACGUGAUCGCGUGGUACAUACAGUAUAGUUCAUGCAGUGAUCGAAUAUAUACGCUUGCUUUGUUAGCUACAUGUUUUUACUGAUGCUCUUUUAUGACUUACUAGCUUUGGUGUUGCAGAGCAUUGUAUGCAUUAGUUGUUGUUGCAAUUAUAUGAUUACAUUAUUAC
Messenger RNA from Corticium candelabrum, 6423 nucleotides. RefSeq lists its product as uncharacterized. Lineage: Eukaryota; Metazoa; Porifera; Homoscleromorpha; Homosclerophorida; Plakinidae. Gene Ontology annotation, molecular function: GTP binding. The record is from RefSeq and is a predicted model, not a curated record. The coding region runs from base 1 to 6234 and encodes 2077 amino acids. The transcript has 7 exons.